AUGUCGUCGACAACUUUCCAGAUGUGGAGCGACCUGGUGCAGCGAGGUCAUGACCCCGCGCGCAAUUUGAAGAAGUGGAGGUGUAUGAACACAAGGAGCAGAGGUCCAACAAACCUAGUUCCAAGAGUUGAAGACAUUAGAGCACUUGAGAGGGAAAUUGCAAGACAAAGAAGAGAAGUAGAGCAACAGGCUCACUUGCAAAGGUUGGGGUUUGAUAUGGAGAAUCUGCCUCAAGAUGGUGAUGCCCAAGGAGGCAUUGAUCCAAGAGCUGAUCCUUUUAGACCACAGCGCCAGCCACAACAUCCAUUGCGCCAAGCUCGUGCCAUUGGAGCCUAUGAUCAACCUCACAUUCAUGGUCAUAGGUUGGGAAUUAGAGCACCAGCUGUGGAGAACAACAACUUUGAGAUCAAGUCAGGACUGCUCAACACUAUAGAGAACAACAAGUAUCAUGGUCUUGCUGCUGAAGACCCUUUUGAUCACUUGUACAAGUUUGAUAAGUAUUGUGGCUUUUCCAAGAUAAAUGGUGUUUCUGAAGACGCUUUCAAGCUGAAGCUAUUCCCUUUCUCUUUGGGAGACAAGGCACACCAAUGGGAGAAGACUCUUCCAAGUGACACUGUCACUACUUGGGACGAGUGGAAGAGAGCUUUCCUAGACAAGUUCUUCUCUACUUCAAGGACAGCUAAAAUCAGAAACGAAAUCUCUGGGUUUCAACAGAAAGGUCUAGAGAGCUUCAGUGAAGCAUGGGAGAGGUUCAAGGGCUAUUGGUCUCAAUGCCCUCAUCAUGGUUUCAGCAAGGAGAGUUUGCUGAGCACCUUCUAUAGAGGAGCUCAACCACAAUGCAGAAACAGACUUGAUACUGCCAGCAAUGGUUUCUUCUUGGGAAGAACUGAGGAAGAAGCAGAGGAACUGGUAGAGAACAUGGCCAAGAGUGACUCAGUCUACAGUGAGGAGCAUGAUAGGAUCAACAGAAGUGAUGAUCAGCAGACAAAGAAAGAGCUGAAGUCUCUUCAAGCCAAGUUGGAUCUACUUCUUGCAGAAAAGGCUAAGCAGGAGAAGAUGAACUUUGUUGGUGACCAGAAACAAGAGGCACCUCCAGUGAUCAAUGAGGUUGAUGGUUUAGAAGGCCAAGAGGAGUUGUGCUUCAUCAAUGCUAAUGGCACAUGGUACAAGAAAGAGCCCAACUUUCAGUACCAAAACAACUACCAGCAAAGACCACUUUACAACAAUCAGCAAGGAGGUUACCAAGCCAACCAGUCUCCUCAGACUCAAGGAAGCUCUUCUCAAGCUCAAGCUCCAGAUUCAAGUGUGGAUUCUAUGUUCAAACAACUCUUGGAAUUUCAGGCCAAAAAUGAGAAGACCAUGAUUUAUGAGUUCAAGAACAUCCAUGCAAAGAUUGAUGAGAACUAUUCUGACCUCAACAACAAGUACAUGCAACUUGCCUCUCAUCUCAAGGCUUUGGAGAGUCAAGUUGCUUCUAUGCCUUCAUCCUCCAAGCAGCCAAUGGGAUCUCUACCAGGAAAACCAGAAAAGAACCUUAAGGAGUCUUGCAAUGUUGUCUUCUCUACUACUUCUCCAGAGAUUGAGCUGAGUGAUCAUGAGAAAGAAGAGGAGGAUGAGAUUGAACGGCUGGUAUUUGGAACUGAGUUUGGGGAAGUUGAGAGAUUUGUUGUAGCCACAGCUGAAGCACAGAUCGUGAUGGACGCUGCCAUCAAGGUUGAAGCAACGAAUCUGCAAAGAGCUGAGCACAAGGCUGAAAAACAAGUUGAGAAGAGAGCUGACAACAAGCUAAAAAAGGUUAAGCUAGAAGAAACAACUAAGGUUGAGCUUUCACCCUAUGAUCAACCCCUUUCCCCCAAAGAGUUCUCACCAAAGCUCAAAGGAAGGCUUCCAGAAAUCUCGGGUAUGCGUGAAGCUCAUGUCCAGAUGAUGCUCAUCAACGACAUUCUAGACCACCAAGCUGAAGUGGCUGAGCUUUUGGACAUCUCCAUUAUGAAGAUUGAUCCACCAAUUCCUCCAAAGUUUCUCCCUAAAAUUGAGUCUCAAGGGAUGUUCACCUUGUCUUGCAACCUUGGUAAGUUCACUUUUAAUGAUGCUCUUGUUGAUUCUGGUGCAAGUGUAAAUGUGAUCUCAAUGGAGAUGAUGAAGAGCCUAGGGAUUGAGAGCAUGGAGUCAAACACAUCUUCCCUACAGUUUGGGGAUUCCUCUUCUACAACUCCUAUUGGUCUCAUCAAGGACUUCCCUUUGAAGAUUGGAGCAUGCACCAUUCCUAUAGAUCUCACUGUUCUGAAGAUGGCAACUGAGAAGAGAGUCCCAUUGAUCCUUGGCACUCCAUUCCUUACAACAGUAGGAGCUUGCAUAGACUUUGCCAACAAAAAGUUUAAGGAUGGGGCCAUUGAGUACAAAAUCAAGUGCAAGGGGAGGUCUAAGCCAUUCUCAAGUGCAAGGGCCAUCAUCACUCCUCAGCUCCAAAGUGAUCCAAUCAAGCUUCAAGAGCUUCUCUCUCAAGUUCUCACAAUCACUCUUGAAGGUGGGAAAGAUCCUUCUCUUCACUAG
Molecule: messenger RNA, 2553 nt
Organism: Brassica rapa (field mustard)
Lineage: Eukaryota; Viridiplantae; Streptophyta; Magnoliopsida; Brassicales; Brassicaceae
Source: RefSeq, a predicted model, not a curated record